AUGCUGACUUAUGGAUCGUCCUCAGCCGGCCACGCGCAACCCCAGGUUUGGGAUGCCUGCGAUUUGAAACUGGCUUCUUUAUGGCAAAUUAAAAUUACCGACGAAGAGAAGGAAGACUGGAAUGGCUACAUCUGGCUCAUUAUCCGUUAUGAGUCAGUCAUACCCAAAGCCAGCUGUGGCGGUGCCCGAGACCCGGAAUAUAAACUACUUCGAGCACAACCGACAAAUCAACGAGCCCGUGGUGAAAUGUUAGAAUAG
This is a messenger RNA of Dibothriocephalus latus, 258 nucleotides long. The record is from the annotation of a GenBank genome assembly. NCBI's taxonomy places the organism in Eukaryota, Metazoa, Platyhelminthes, Cestoda, Diphyllobothriidea, Diphyllobothriidae.